CACCAGGCGGAAGUAGUAUUGUUGUCAGCGGAAGUGGUGCUGUUGUCAGCUGGUGGUGUUAUUAUAAUCCAGCAGUCACUUCUUCGGCCUGCUUGCUUUUAUUUUAUUUCUUAUCUUCGGAAAACAUGAAGAAGUUGUUGGACGGCAUCAAGAAGGACUUGACUUUUAAAUCUGCGGGUCCUGGGAAGAAGCUAACUGACGACAGGAGUGGUGCAGCUGACAGAGGCCAAAGGAGCUCGGCUGCCAAGCAGCGUGAAGAACCCAGCGAGGGAUCCCAGCGAGCAGGAGCAGCGGCUCUGGCCAGGAUUGAACAGCAGCAGCGGCCCAAAGUUCUCACCUCCCAGGACGCCAUCAGGAACCAGGUGAAAAGAGAGCUGGAGGCUGAAGCUGCUGCACUGGCAGAAAAAGACAAGGCAGACACUGCAGAGGGAACCAACCUGGCCCCAAAAGUGCAUCCCUGUUUGUCGGUGUCAGGUGUGUACUUCACCUGCCCGCUGACAGGAGCCACGCUCACCAGGGCGCAGAGGGAAGGCCACAUUAAGGAGGCCAUCUUAAAGCGCUUUGAAGAGGAUGCAGUGGAAGCGUCUGUGAUGAUGAUCCACACUUUUAACAAAGACAAAGAAAAAGUCAAGGCUGCUGUGGACAUCAUAAGCAAGUAUGUGGAAAACAUUUGUAAGAAUCCUUCCGAAGACAAAUACAGGAAGCUGAAAGUCAGCAACAAAGUCUUUCAGGACAAGGUCGGGGCUGUAGAGGGCAGCAGAGAGUUCCUGCAGGCGCUGGGCUUCACCAGCCACAUGCUUCCUGUCGAAGAGGCGGAACAAGAGUUCCUGCUGUUGCCGGAGCAGAGCGCAGACGCCCUGGAACUGAUGAAGGAACGGCGAGAUCGUCUCCAGCGCGGCCAGCCGCUCCGAGCCCAGCUGGACCGCCGGCCUCAAGCUUUCCGAGCGUCAGACCACGCCACGCGCUUCCAGCUGCCGCCAGACUUCUACAACCUGAGCGCCGAGGAGCUGAAGAAGGAGCAGCAGCACAGGAGCGAUCUGGUGGAGAAGAACUCCAUGCUGCGCACCAAAGCCAUGAGAGAACGGGACGAGCAGCGAGAGAGGAGGAAGUACAACUACGCUCUGCUGCGAGUUCGACUUCCUGAUGGAACACUGCUGCAGGGGACCUUCUACGCCUGGGAGCGACUCCCUGCGCUGUACGACUUCGUGCGAGACUCCCUGCGGGACGGCUGGCAGCCCUUUGAUCUCCUGGCUCCAGGAGGCGUCAAACUGCAGGAGUCGGAAGACGUCGCUCUCGCCGAGUGUAACCUGGUUCCUGCAGCCUUGUUGUCGUUGGCGUUUGACGCGGCCGUGCAGGCGGACAUCGCAGCCGUGCAGCAGGCCGACGUCGCAGCCGCAGGAGGAAGAACUAUCCUAAAAGACCAACUCGUGGAAAGCAUUCAGACACUAACCUGAGGAUCCCGUCUUCAUCUCUGGAACUACUUUCCUAUCGUCGUUUAUGAACGCUAAUGUCUGCUAGCAUCACACCCGUCUAGGCGGUAUAUUGAACGUGAGUGAGUCCAUGUUUUACAUGCACUAAUAGUUGCAACAAUGACUUCAACACUACACACACCUGACCAGGUAGAAAGAAAGAAAGGAGGGACAAGUGGAACGCCUUUUUCCCGCCAUGUCGUGCUGCUGGAAGCAACUUGCUGUCACACAUGUUGUCAUAAAUACUGUAACAAAUAUUGUAAUAAAUACUAUAAUAAAUAUUGUCAUACAUACUAUAA
This is a messenger RNA of Nerophis ophidion (straightnose pipefish), 1768 nucleotides long. Its product is annotated as UBX domain-containing protein 6-like. The transcript is spliced from 11 exons. The coding region runs from base 126 to 1454 and encodes 442 amino acids. Gene Ontology annotation, cellular component: cytoplasm. The record is from RefSeq and is a predicted model, not a curated record. Gene Ontology annotation, molecular function: protein binding. NCBI's taxonomy places the organism in Eukaryota, Metazoa, Chordata, Actinopteri, Syngnathiformes, Syngnathidae.